AAAAAUUUCAGACACAAUAAAACUCCGAUGGGGAAAGAAAAUAUGUAGCAGGCGGAAGAAGCAGCCGCGGCCUGGAGCAGGAAUUGCAAACUUUAACCUGGGCGAACUUCUUUUCCUCCGCCUGCAGAAUCUGCAACUGGUAGAGACGCCGCCGGACAAGUUCAGCAAGUGAAGGGGACAUGGCACGUUUAACAAAACGGCGACAAGCAGAUACAAAGGCUAUCCAACACCUUUGGUCAGCUAUAGAAAUCAUCAGAAACCAGAAGCAAAUUGCUAACAUUGAUCGUAUUACAAAAUAUAUGUCCCGGGUUCACGGUAUGCAUCCCAAGGAGACCACACGUCAGCUUAGUUUAGCAGUGAAGGAUGGCCUUGUUGUCGAAACCUUGACUGUGGGAUGCAAAGGUUCAAAAGCUGGUAUUGAGCAAGAAGGAUACUGGCUGCCCGGGGAUGAGAUUGACUGGGAGACAGAAACUCAUGACUGGUAUUGUUUUGAAUGCCAUUUGCCUGGAGAGGUGUUGAUAUGUGACCUGUGUUUUCGGGUGUAUCAUUCCAAGUGUUUAUCUGAUGAGUUCAGGCUUAGAGACAGCAGUAGUCACUGGCAAUGCCCAGUUUGCAGGAGCAUUAAGAAGAAGAACACCAGUAAGCAGGAGAUGAGCACCUAUUUGCGCUUCAUUGUCUCCCGGAUGAAGGAACGGGCUAUUGAUCUAAACAAAAAAGGCAAAGACAACAAACAUCCAAUGUAUCGUCGACUAGUACACACAGCUGUUGAUGUUCCAACCAUACAAGAGAAAGUAAAUGAAGGAAAAUACAGAAGUUAUGAGGAAUUCAAAGCAGAUGCUCAACUGCUUCUACACAACACCGUGAUUUUUUAUGGAGUGGACAGUGAACAAGCUGAUAUAGCCAGGAUGCUUUACAAAGAUACCUGCCAUGAGCUGGAUGAACUUCAGCUUUGCAAGAACUGUUUCUAUCUAUCAAAUGCGCGUCCUGACAAUUGGUUCUGCUAUCCUUGUAUACCAAAUCAUGAACUGGUAUGGGCCAAAAUGAAAGGCUUUGGAUUCUGGCCUGCGAAAGUCAUGCAGAAAGAAGACAAUCAAGUUGACGUUCGCUUUUUUGGCCAUCACCACCAAAGGCCAAUCAACCACACUGGAUUGCCUUUGCAAGAUGAAAUUGGAGGUGGACAUGUUGUGGAGCUGCAACUGGAGGAAAAAGAUCUAACAAAUAAACAACAGGGCGCUUCUCUUUCUAGGGCCUGGAUUCCUUCUGAAAAUAUUCAGGAUAUCACCGUUAAUAUACACCGGCUACAUGUAAAACGUAGCAUGGGCUGGAAAAAAGCAUGUGAUGAGUUAGAGCUACAUCAGCGUUUCCUUCGGGAUGGCAGAUUUUGGAAAUCAAAAAAUGAGGAUAAAGGAGAGGAAGAAGCAGAAUCAAGCAUUUCUUCUACCAGUAAUGAGCAACUAAAGGUUACUCAGGAGCCAAGAGCAAAGAAAGGAAGACGCAAUCAAAGUGUGGAACCUAAAAAGGAAGUAAGGAACAGCAUGGCAAUUAAAUACAUGCACUUGUGGGAGCCAGAGCCUGAAACAGAAGCAGUCAGUUCAAGUCAGGAAAUUCCCACAAUGCCUCAACCCAUUGAAAAAAUUUCAGUCUCAACCCAGACCAAGAAAUUAAGUGCCUCUUCCCCUAAAAUGCUGCAUCGAAGCACCCAGACAAUUAAUGAUGGUGUGUGUCAAAACAUGUGCCACGAAAAAUACACCAAAAUCUUCAGUGACUUAAAGGAUAGAAUCAAGGCUGAUCACAAGAGGGAAACUGAGAGAGUUGUGCGAGAAGCUAUUGAGAAGCUGCGCACAGAAAUGGAGGAGGAAAAAAGGCAGGCUGUGAACAAAGCAAUUGCAAAUAUGCAGACUGAGUGUGAACGAAAGACUAAGCAGGUGAAGGAGAAGUGCAAGGAGGAAUUUUUAGAAGAAGUCAAGAAGCUGGCCAGCCAGCACAAACAGCUGAUCUCUCAGACCAAGAAGAAACAAUGGUGUUACAACUGUGAAGAGGAGGCCAUGUAUCACUGCUGUUGGAACACUUCCUAUUGCUCCAUCAAGUGUCAGCAGGAGCACUGGCACGCUGAGCACAAACGUACCUGUCGUCGGAAAAGAUGAAAGCUUCCUCACCUCACCUGUUGCCCUGAUUCAGUGCUUUCCUCUAACACAGCAGGUGCUGGGGAUCUUCUCUAGUUUUUCAUGUUGGUUUCCAGGGGGGGGGGUCAGAAUUAAUGUGAAUUCACUCCCCAUUGUGAUUGAUUCUUAUUAUUAUUAUUGCACCAGCCUUGAAAACACUUUUUCGUAAAAAAAAAAAUUUUUUUUGCACAGUUAAAUUUCAGUCUUGUGUUUUGACACUCUGCUUCCAAUUGUCAUCACCUUGUGGCCCUCUUUCCCUUUUCUUUUUUGCUGGGAAGGUAAUUUGGAUCUCAGUUGGAGCACAUUACUUUUUGAUAAAUUUUAACUGAGGGGAAUUUGUUGCAUUUUCAGCAAAUUAUAUAAAAAAAGGAUUCAACAAAACAAAGAAAGGUGAUAGGAACAUUUUCAAGAGACCUGAAUGUAAUAAUAAAAUAGUUAUAUAAUAGAUGUUAAUCAUUUGAGCUGGUUUUCUUCAGCUUAAUUUACUGCUUGAAGGCAUUAUCUGUUGGCUUGGGUAUACAAUUGAAUUUUGGGAUCAGGGUUGACAGAGCAGGUGCUAGUCCUGCCACUUUUUAAUAUUCUUUUCCCAAUUGUGUUUGUUCCAUUGUUAUUUUUCUUCAUUAUUUAGCUUUUAUAAUGAAAAUAUUAGUUUUGAUUUUAUUGUUUCAAAAUCACCAGAGACUGGGUAGGCUGAGCCAGAUCUUAGGAGGGAAAAAAUAAUAUUUAAAUUUUAAAUUUUUGCACAUUUCAUCCUUCUAAUACAAAUACUUGUAAAAACAAAGCCAAAAACUGAAAAAAGAAAAACCAAGAACAGCUUGAUUUUACAUUUCAGCAUACAUGGAGUUCUAAGAGGCAUUAAAACAAAAGGCUUAAGAUUUGUCCUGUCCUUUUUGCCUCCUUCCAGCCCUUUCUCCCCCAUUUCUACCUUCCGAAAUACUAGUUGAUGAUUGAGCAGGGGGUUGGACUAGAUGACCUCCAAGGUCCCUUCCAACUUUAUCAUUAUUAUUAUUAUUAUUAUUAUUAUUAUUAUAAUCUGAUUUAUGCACUCAAAUAGAAAAUUAAGUCCAAGGGAUGGGGAAGCACUUAAGUUUCACAAAAGCAGUUAUGUCUGUAAUAUUUGGUUAUUGCCAUUUUUAUGCUAGAAUGAAGAAUAAUGCAUGUUAAUUUUCCUGUAUUAAAGAUGCUGUGAUUUGUAAAAA
This is a messenger RNA of Protobothrops mucrosquamatus (brown spotted pit viper), 3361 nucleotides long. RefSeq names its product zinc finger MYND-type containing 11 (gene ZMYND11). Gene Ontology annotation, molecular function: protein binding; transcription corepressor activity; DNA binding. Bases 180 to 2144 code for a protein of 654 amino acids. Gene Ontology annotation, biological process: regulation of transcription elongation by RNA polymerase II. Lineage: Eukaryota; Metazoa; Chordata; Lepidosauria; Squamata; Viperidae. The record is from RefSeq and is a predicted model, not a curated record. The transcript has 16 exons.